AAGAAAGAAAGAAAGAAAAAAGAAAGAAAGAAAGAGUGACACUUUCAGUGUUCAGGUGUGCUAUUUGGUGAGGAUGUCUUUAAGUCCUUAAGACACAUGAACACCCUCAGCCUCGGCCCCGUGCAUUCCUCCAGCAUCUCAACAAGACCGGAUGUGCUUUGCUGAUAUUUGGACCCCCCCCUCCUUCUUGCCUAUAGCGCGCGUGCGUGUGUCCAUAGAAAGCCAUCAGACCGAGAGGAGAAAAAAACCCGAAGCAUCCUCUUAUAAUGAAAAGCUCUCGGGUACAUCUGCGUGGCAAUCUGCAGCCUCUGUCUCUCUGUCUCUCUUUCCUCCCCUCCCACUUACCGAUCCGCAGGGAUCUCGUGCUCCAUCUGAUUGGCUGGGAGGGGGACGUCGCUUUCAUCGUUUCGGCUUAAAAACAGUGCAGCUAUGCCUCGGUGAUGAAAGAGGCAGCUCACGAAAAUAAAGGCGGAGGGUGGGGACCGCUCAGUGGAGCACGGAAACGCCUAAAACAAAACGCAUUCCGCGCGCACUGAGACGAGUUCAGUGCCAUUUGACCAUCUAAAAAAAAAACAAAAAAACAAAGUGCCUUUCUUCAGUGUUCAAAGAUGCCCAGAGGAUUUUUGGUCAAGAGGAACAGGAAAGCGACGCCCGUGUCGUACCGGAUCCGCGCGGAGUACGAGGGAGAGCACGACCGCGAGCGGACGCACCAACCGUGCCACGCGCAUCAGCCAGCAUCCGCGUCGUCGGCGCCGUUGACCGAGUCGUCGGCGGCGGCGCCGCGCGCGCACAGCCUCAGCCACGCUUCCAACCCGGUGCGUUUCGGAAACCCGGAGACGGUGUGCCAGUCGAUGUACAGCCCCACGCGCCCCGUGAGCCGCGAGCACGAGCGCGCGGCCCUCGAGCGCCGUUUCGACCUCGGCUCGCCCGUCUCUGCGGAGUCGUUCCCGACACUCAGCGGCUUCGACGCGCAGCAGCACCUCGCGUGCGCGCCCGUGGACCUUAAGAUCGGCACGAGCGACAGCAACCGGAUCGCGAGCAAACGCGCGGCGCCUGAGCCCGAGCGCAAGAGCAAACCGGCGCCCAAGAAAACCAAAGCGAUCAGGAAGCUGCAGUUCGAGGACGAGGUCACGACCUCGCCGGUUCUCGGCCUGAGGAUCAAGGAGGGUCCCGUGGAGCAGAAGCCAAACGCGCGCUCUGGUGUGGACAAACCGCUUGGCGAGUUCGUGUGCCGCCUGUGCGGCGAGGCGUACGCAGAUCCGUUCGCUCUCGCGCAGCACAGAUGCUCGCGCAUCGUGCGCGUAGAGUACAGGUGCCCCGAGUGCGACAAAUCGUUCAGCUGCCCCGCCAACCUCGCCUCGCACCGACGCUGGCACAAACCCAAGCCGCCGGCGAGCACGACGGCGAACGACGGCGCCGACAAGAAAGCGCGCGCGCCGGACGACGCGAACAGGGAGGUGCAAGGUGAGCUUGAGCGCGAGCGCGACACCCCCAGCCCCGGAGCCUCUGAGUCGGGCUCGGGCUCCGACACGGACGGCGUGUACGAGUGCCCGCGCUGCUCAAGGAAGUUCAAGCGCCAGGCUUAUUUGAAGAAGCACGUCCUGACGCACCACGCCCCAAAGAGCGAGAGUCACGCGACGUCGCGCGACACGCACGCGCCGGCGCAGGCGCCGCUGGACCUGAGCGCGUGUCCCGUGUGCGGAGAGACCUUCCCGAGUCGCGUGGCGCAGGAGAGGCACGUGCGCGUGCAGCACGCCUCUCACGUGUACCCGUGCAAGCACUGUCCAGCCGCGUUCUACAGCUCACCGGCGCUCACGCGCCACAUCAACAAGUGCCACCCGUCAGAAAACCGGCAGGUGAUCCUGCUGCAGGUGCCCGUGCGGCCCGCCUGCUGAAGAGCCCGCGUGCCUUUAAACACUAACGGGACAGAGAGAGAAAAAAAAAACUCAUACAGGGGAGAGAAAAAGACACACAGAGAGCCAUGCUCUUAAAAUCUACAUGAUCCUAGUUUAUCAGAACGAAGUGCACAGCAAAAAUUAUUAGGUGUUCAUGAACACAGGCUGAAGUACAGUGCGGAAUGAACACACACACACACACACACACACACAGACACACACACACACACACACACACACACACACACACACACACACAGAGGGAGCAUCUGAGGACAUGAUCUAACACUGGCAGUUGACCACGCAUGGUAAUUCACAAGAAAAAGUUUUCUAGGUUUUUUUUUUUUACUUGAUUUGCAUUUAAUUAUAUAACAAAUCGCACUGAUUUAUUACCUUUUCUUACCCACUGUGCAGGAGAACACACUCUGAUUAAUGCAUUAGUAUUAAUACAGCUCUUCUUGGUGCACUAAUUAAUGGAACACUGUAGGUGGUCAUGUUCUGGGAGAUGGAUGAGGCCCCAAUCCUUGUUAUAGGCAAAAAUGAAUUUAAACUUAUUUAUUUAUGUAUUUAUUUUGUAUUUACUCGAUUCAUUUACUUAAAACGGAUCAGAAGUUAAUUUUUAUGUGUAAAACCAACAAAAUGUGACAACAGGAAUCCAGUUAAAAAAAUAAGUAUAUGAACACUCCAACUUAAAACUAGUUCCUAAAAAAUCAAGAAGAAACAGUAGAGUAAUCGUAAUGAAACAUGAAAUGCUCUAGUAUGCGAAUUAUGACUUGCAUUUACUACAGUCUCAGAUUGGGUUUUGUAGUGAACACAACUGAUCACGCCACACAAUUACCAUACAAUUACCAUACAAUUACAGAUGUCAGAUUUCUCAACAGAGAGAGGUCAGUUGUAUAGGUGUAAACACGGGCUCUAAAAUCCCCCCUUUCUGACCUCACAGCCGCCAAUAGUCAGCUUCAGUGUUGGUUCGACACGAUGGUUUUUGCUGUGUGCUCUUAGACUGUUAAAUUAUUUUUCUAGAACCUCUGCACAAGUUCUGUACUGUGUUAGCUCAUCUAGACCUAAGAAACUGAUAAUCCUGGCUGUGCCGUUACUGAAAAUGCCUUCGAAUUCACAGGAAUGGAAAAUCUACCUAUAAGAAUUUAGCUUUAAUCUAGCUUGUGGCUCUGUGGACUUUGAACUUUAGCUUUUGUUCUCAGACCUUAAUAUUGAUAAUAAUAAUAAUAAUAAUAAUAAUAAUAAUAAUAAUAAUAAUAAUACAGAAAAAUAAUAAUGUUUUUAGCCUUUUAGUGUAGCCAGAAAUGCCUUGAAAUAGUUCACACACAUUCUGCUGUAAAACUGCCUUAAUCGUGUAAAUGUGGGGUGACUGAAUGUCUUAUUUAUCCUUUAAAUGGUACGCUUCUUAUUUUUAUAUCAUUCCAACGUGUGUAUAUGUUCACACAGGCUUUAUUUAUCUAUGUAUUUAUUUAUUGCAAAUGUUUUAUUUAAAUUAUUAAAAUUUCAAUGUCUGAAAUUAGGCUAGACACUUGGAAACGGCCAAAUGUUUAAUUCAAAUUUAAUUGACUCAAUCAAUGCAAUGAUGAGAAGGCAAAAAAAUGUAGCCUAGGGGUCGCAAAAACCGUUUUCCCACCAUUGUUAGGUAGCCUUACGAUAAUUAGCCUAUUCCCUAUAGGCUGAUUAGUUAUUGAGGAAUCAUUCCGUCAGUGCUUGUGUGUUUCUGCAGUAUUGCUAUGUGUCCAAAUAACAAUGAUGACAA
Silurus meridionalis is the source of this 3654-nucleotide messenger RNA. It is a transcript of the gene insm1a, whose product is annotated as insulinoma-associated 1a. The record is from RefSeq and is a predicted model, not a curated record. Gene Ontology annotation, biological process: negative regulation of transcription by RNA polymerase II; neuron differentiation; regulation of cell cycle process. Gene Ontology annotation, molecular function: DNA-binding transcription repressor activity, RNA polymerase II-specific; RNA polymerase II cis-regulatory region sequence-specific DNA binding. Gene Ontology annotation, cellular component: transcription repressor complex; nucleus. NCBI's taxonomy places the organism in Eukaryota, Metazoa, Chordata, Actinopteri, Siluriformes, Siluridae. The transcript has a single exon. Bases 609 to 1895 code for a protein of 428 amino acids.